AUGCGAUCCGCUCUCCUGCCCACCUCUCUCGCAGGCUUUGGCCUGUCCUCCAUGGCCGCGGCGCUCGUAAGCCGCGACGGCACUACAGGACGUCUGCCCGCGCUGGGGUGGAACUCAUGGAACGAAUACGGCUGCGACAUCAACGAGACGGUGUUCCUCACCGUCGCGCAGCACAUGGUGGAUUACGGCCUGAAGGACCUGGGCUAUGAGUACGUCAACAUUGACGACUGCUGGAGCGACAAGGAGCUGCGGAGGGAUAACGUGACCAAGGAGAUCGUCGUCGACAAGGUCAAGUUCCCGCAGGGGAUCAAGCAUACCGUGGAUCGGAUCCAUGCGAUGGGGUUAAAGGUUGGGAUUUACAGCGACGCGGGAACGUCUACGUGCGGCGGUUUCGAGGGAUCGCUAGGCUACGAGGAGAUCGACGCCGCGACGUUUGCGAAAUGGGGUAUUGACUACCUCAAGUACGACAAUUGCAACGUCCCCAAGGAGUGGUUCGACGACUGGAAAUACGUCCCCGAGCUCUGGCUCGGCGGGCCCCCUAACGAGAACCAAGACAAUGGCGACCCAGUCAAUUCCAAGACGGGCAAGCCCGCGCCCGCCGGGUACGACUGGUCGACUUCCCUGACGGCGGAGCGCUACCGCCUCAUGCGCGACGCUCUCCUCGCGCAGAACCGCACGAUCCAGUACUCCCUCUGCGCCUGGGGCCACGCCCACGUCGAGGCCUGGGGCAACGAGACGGGCCACAGCUGGCGCAUGUGGGGUGACAUCUACCCGGAGUGGUACGGCCAGCACCAGUGGUCGUGGGGCCUGAUGCCGAUCCUGAACCACGCGGCGUUCUGGAGCGGGCCCGACGUGAACGGGUUCUGGGGCCACGGGGACUGGGACAUGCUCGAGGUCGGCAACGGGAACCUGACGUACGAGGAGAGCAGGAGUCAUUUCGCCUUUUGGGCCGCGCUCAAGAGCCCGCUGAUUAUCGGGACGAAGCUGGAGGGCAUCAAGCCCGAGAUCCUGGCCGUCCUGGCGAACAAGGAGCUCGUCCGGUUCAACCAGGACCCGGUCUUUGGCGGCGCUGCGCAGCCGUACAAGUGGGGCGUCAACCCGGACGGCGCCUGGAACAUCACCCACCCGGCCGAGUUCUGGUCCGGCGAGUCCGUCGCCGGGACGCACGUGUUCGUGCUCAACACGCUCGCGGGAACCGAGGAGAAGACGAUUGCGUUCAAGGACGUGCCCGGGCUGGAGGGUGGGAAGAAGUACGUCGUGCACGACAUGUGGACGGGCGAGGACGUGGGCGUGUUUGAGGACGAGUACAAGGUCGAGCUGGCGAGCCACGACACGGCGGCGUUGAGGAUCAACGAGGUCAGGUGCGUCAAGAAACCGGCGCGCACGUGA
This is a messenger RNA of Colletotrichum spaethianum, 1389 nucleotides long. RefSeq names its product putative alpha-galactosidase B. Bases 1 to 1389 code for a protein of 462 amino acids. Gene Ontology annotation, molecular function: hydrolase activity, hydrolyzing O-glycosyl compounds. The record is from RefSeq and is a predicted model, not a curated record. Gene Ontology annotation, biological process: carbohydrate metabolic process. Lineage: Eukaryota; Fungi; Ascomycota; Sordariomycetes; Glomerellales; Glomerellaceae. The transcript has 3 exons.